Messenger RNA from Paramecium tetraurelia, 720 nucleotides. RefSeq lists its product as uncharacterized. The transcript has 3 exons. NCBI's taxonomy places the organism in Eukaryota, Ciliophora, Oligohymenophorea, Peniculida, Parameciidae. The record is from RefSeq and is a predicted model, not a curated record.
AUGAAAUAAAUAUUAACAUAUACAAUCAUUUUUAAGAAGCUGCAAUUGUCAUUAAACGCGAAUAUCGACUUCAAUAUUGAAAUUAAAAGUCUAGAUAAAAAUGUGUCAUUGCUUAAAUACAUGAAGAUUAAUCAUUAAUAUGAAUAAUACAUGGAGGUGAAAUGCAUAGUUACAAAGGUUAAUCUCAAAUAUGAAGAAAAAAUUAGAAAAUUAAGUAUAGUCUUAAGUGAUGGAAAGAGUAAAAAGAUUGCCGGCUUUGUAUAAUUUGAUUUGUCUGUUGCUCUCAAUCUAAAUAUGAGAUAGAAAGAAUAUACUUUAAAUCUAAUUUAAUGUCCUGACACUAAAGCUUUUGUUGAAUUCACCUUGCUGAUCAAUUCAUUGAAUUUCGUGAAUCCCGAUAGCGAUAUAGAUUCUAUGACCUCAAGAGCCUUGAGCCAAAACGAAAGCCAGGAAAAAAGAAAAAUAAAGGUUGAAAAUGCUUAGCUGGAAAACGAACUAAUUAAAGUAAAAUAAGAUUUAUAGAUUGUUGAAGCUUAAUAUUAAUUUUUAGGUAGUCAAUACAAAUAGCUAUAAAUCUAAUUAGACGAAAAGACAAUUGAAAAUGCUGAUUUGCAGUACUAAGUCUAAUAAUUAUGCAAUUUAAAUACUGUUUGUAUUGAGAAAAUCAAAUAUUAUGAAAAACUCCAUUCUGAAUAACCAUAAUCAUAAAAAUAAAAAUGA